AUGAAAUAUUAAUUUUUAAAUUAAAUUUUGUUGUUUAGUAUAAUUAUAAUCAUAUAAAUUAAAUAUUUUUAGUGUAAUUUGCUUAAAAGAUUACUGAAUUAUUUAAAUUAUUAGUAAUUCAUUAUCCAAUAUUAAUAGAUUUAAGCAAUUAUUCAAAGCAGUAGCAUUGGGUAAAUGGAUGUGUUAAAUAAAUUAAAAAUGGAUAUUACAAAUUACAAUAAUAAAUAAUAAAAAUAAAAAACUAACCAAAAGUUAGUUCCUAUUGAAAUUUGAAUAAUUUGAGGGGACCAAGUAAAAAUUGCAAUAAAUUUUACAUAAACUGAAAAUAUUUAAAUGGGUAAAAAAUAUUGAGUAGAGAUAUGACAUCUAAAAACAUAGAAUUUUAUUGAUCAAGUAGUUUAACAAAUACCAGAAUUGA
Molecule: messenger RNA, 418 nt
Organism: Paramecium sonneborni
Lineage: Eukaryota; Ciliophora; Oligohymenophorea; Peniculida; Parameciidae
Source: the annotation of a GenBank genome assembly